AUGUACAUGGAUUGCAGCACAUUGAGCAACUUGCUCAUCCAAUUCAAAGCGAUCAUGCGUGACUUUACCAGGAUCGUUCGGAAUGGAAAAUACAUCGUGCUAGUGGAGGACGCGUAUCUUUCUAACGGCAAUUUAGCGGUCGCAAUCGAGCUUGGAUCUGCGUUCUCAACGUACAACGUCGUGUACUGGUGUGUGACUGGGUCGCACCAGGCGGAAGAGCUCCAGUACACGCUGUUUUUUGCGUCGAGCGUUUACUUUAUGAACGGUCCACUGACGUACGCACCGGCGUUUGAGUGGAACCGCGGCCUGUUGCGCAAUGCCACGUUCGAUAUCUACGCCCUAGCAAUGACAUCCUUUCCAUACACCCACUUCCAGGGCAAACAUCGACCGUUUUGUGGGAUUGAUGUGAACAUUUUUGAAACCGUCAUGGAACGAAUUGGCUGUCAACUGAAGGUACGCAUCUUACAACCGACGGAUAGUAUAGACAACGAUAUCGCGGUCAUAACUAGGAGUUUGCAUCGGUUGAAAGCGGACGUAAUGAUGACGCGCCGACACGUGAAUGUGGGUAUUCUGCCCGUCGUGUACAUCCCGGACAUUACGUACUACUGUUUGGUAGCUCCACGCACUACGCAGAUCGACUUGACGCAAUCGUUGCUGCGUCCGUUCUCAGGCACGGUUUGGUGGUUUAUCGUAGUGUGCACGGUUUUGAUAAGCGCAUUGGAUGAACUUUCCAAGCAGCACACUCGGUUGGGACGAUUGGCGCAACAGCUUUUCGAUAGCCAACCGAUCGCAUCCUUCUAUCGCAUCUGUCUCGCGGUCAUUAGCUUCGUCCUUAUUGAGUCGUAUCUCGCUACGGUGACAUCCUUCUUUCUUGCCUACCGGUUCGUGCCGGAUGCGAAAACGUUGGAGGAAUUUUUCGCCACGGGCAUACCGAUAAGGUUGCCGGAGGGGAUGGUCAGAUUUUUGAGGAAUCUUGAACCACGCUUGAAGGAUCGAAUAAUGGCGCGAGGCGUUGGCGCAUCCGUGUGUUCGCCAUACUCUACCCAGUGCGCUCAUCUGGAAAGCUUCGCAAUGGCUUCGUACCAGAUCAGUGAAAACGUCGGCAUUGAUCCGGUUAGCGGUCGAAAGCGGUCAUACAUUGUGCCGGAAAUGGUGACAAGAUACAGCUAUUUAUCCUACGCGUUUGCCCGUGGCUCACCGUUGACCGAUCUGGUGGCGAUGUACCUACGGUGGAUGUAUGAGGCCGGGCUGAUGGGUUUGUUUCGGCACCAGUACGAGCAGUAUCUGCAGCCGACCGUGCACGUACACACGGUGGUGGACAGUUCGCUGGAGUUUGAGCAUCUGAUGUCGCUGUGGAUUUGUGUCAGUAUCGGUUGGGGCGUAUCGUGCGGUGUGUUUGUCAUGGAAAUGGGUCACGGAUGGCUGCAAAGAGUUCUAAAAGGAAGGCGUCAGGUUGCUGGAAAUGCUGGAAAACAGGCUUGGUGUAAAGUGGCAAACAAAACGGGCCCAAUGGCUGGUACGAAGAGUGUGCAAUGAAUUGCCCUAGGACUGGAGCAUAUUAACCCCUAUUUGCUGAGGAGCAAUCGAUGUUGCAUUAAAAGCACGCGUUUUAUUGUCGCUUAUUGCACCCAAGAGUACAAUAAAAGUAUCAUCCUUUUGCACUGCCGAGUGAUGGCAAAACACAAUGGAGCUUUGAACGACAUAUCGGUUAACAAUUUUUUUUUAGUUUACUCAGGGGUCAGUAAGCUUUUAAAGUAAAGGGCUGGAAUGACAAAAAAUCCCUUAUUACGACGCUGUUUUCGAGGGGUUUUAAUUAGUACGUGUACCCAAGUUUGAAUAUGUGAUGACGCAUGCUACCACUCUGCACGUGUCCGGAUAGGAGUUAAAUAGGAGAGCCUAUAUUAUCCCUCAGAAGGGCUUCGGAUCCUAUCCCAUUGCAGAGCACAGAAGAAUCAAAGCAGCAUCAUCGAAGAAUUGUUUAAAGUAUAUCUUUGCCUUAGACAU
Anopheles gambiae (African malaria mosquito) is the source of this 2004-nucleotide messenger RNA. RefSeq lists its product as uncharacterized. The coding region runs from base 1 to 1536 and encodes 511 amino acids. The record is from RefSeq and is a predicted model, not a curated record. The transcript has 2 exons. Lineage: Eukaryota; Metazoa; Arthropoda; Insecta; Diptera; Culicidae.